Molecule: messenger RNA, 2466 nt
Organism: Triticum aestivum (bread wheat)
Lineage: Eukaryota; Viridiplantae; Streptophyta; Magnoliopsida; Poales; Poaceae
Product: pentatricopeptide repeat-containing protein At5g46100
Molecular function (GO): protein binding
Source: RefSeq, a predicted model, not a curated record
AGCAAAAACCGGCCCCGCUGCCUCCCUUUGUAGAGACCUCUGCCGCCGACGCCAAAGCGGCAAGCCGGCAAAGCUGCUUCUCAUCCCUCCAACCCCCCAAUGCCGCCGGCGAACCUCACCCCGACUAAAUGGCCCAAGAACCUCACCGCCGAACACCUCCACCGCCUUGUCCGCGCCGAGCGUGACCCCCGCUGCGCGCUCGCCCUCUUCGACGCGGCCACCGCUGCCCCCGUCCCCACUUCCGCGCCCACACAAAUCCUCCCCUCCCCCGACACCGUCUCCCUCCUCCGUCCUUGCCGGCCUCGUCGCGCACUCCCAUCUCCCCCUCGCCCACUCCCUCCUCGCCGACAUGCGCGCCGCCGGCUUCGGCCCCACCACCGCCACCUACAACGUCCUCCUCAAGGCCCACUGCUCUGAUGCCGACGCUCCUAUCGACGACGCGGUCCGCCUUUUCCGCAACAUCCCCAAACCUGACGCCUGCUCCUACAACACCCUCAUCGACGGGCUCUGCCGCCGCGGCCGCAGGGCCGAGGCCCUGGAGCUGUUCUCCGAGAUGGUAGAAAAUGCCGUUGCGCCUACAGUGGUUACUUACACGACUAUCAUCAAUUGGCUCGCACGGGAGGGCUGCUUGGAUGAUGCACUGGAGAUGUUUGACGAAAUGGGGAGGAGAGGUAUUGCACCUAAUGUGGUCACCUAUAGUUCUCUGAUUGAUGGUUUGUGCAAGGGUGGGCGUGCAGCAUCAGCACUGGACUUGCUGGAGAGGUUGGCCAAGGAGGUGAAGCCGCCAAAUACAAUCAUAUAUAGUUCUGUCAUUAAUGGCCUCUGUAAGGAGGGCCUGCUGAGGGAGGCAAUGGAGGUUUUGGACCGGAUGCGUCUCCAGGGGAGGAAGCCUGAUGCUGGAUUGUUUGGGAAGCUCAUUGUUGGGCUGUGUGAUGCAGGAAGGGCUGUGGAGGCUGCAAAUUACCUGGAUGAGAUGGUUCUUGCUGGCGUUCAACCGAACCGGGUGACUUGGAGCCUUCAUGUCAGGAUAAACGUUGCAGUGGUGACAGCAUUAUGUGUUAGGGGUGAAGUUGGGAGGGCUUUCCAGGUGUACCAGAGCAUGAGGACUCGUGGCAUUUCUACUGAGCCAAGCACUUUCCAUCUCCUGGUUGAGUUCUUCUGCAAAAAGAACCAUUUGGAGAAAGCAGCUCGUGUUGUGCUUGACAUGUUGUCAGAGAGGUGCAUCCCUGAGAGGGAAACAUGGGAUGUUAUUGUCAGUGGGUAUUGGAGUAAGAAGAAAGUCAGACAAGAAGCUGAGCAAAUAUGGAACCAAUUAGCAGUUAUCUGAUUGAAAAUAAAAAUAAAUGUGGUGCUACACUGUGCUGGUCGGACCCUUCCCCGGACCCUGCACAAGCGGGAGCUACAUGCACCAGGCUGUCCCCCUGCUACACUGUGCUGGUACAUGAUCCGCCUAAGACUUAUCAAGCAAAAAUUGUGAACCGACACACUUGUUCCAUCAUGGGGUUACACAAGUGAGAGAGUUGUUGCUACCAAAACCCUUAAACUCCAGUGCUUCCAUGUCCAGGAUAUGCGAAGUACUAAUAUUUAUUGUAUGAAUAAUUUUUGAAGUGACAAGCAUGCGGGCAGUGUUCAGGAACUAGAGCGAACAAAUCUUUUGAAGACCCAACUAUUGUGGAGUGACUGGGAAGCAAUGCCAUGGCGGGUGGUUGGGAAGCUAACGAACAGCAUGCUUCCAAUAACUCCAAUAGCAACUGGCACUGUUGUGAGAACUUGCUUUGUGUCCUCUGAUGGUAUUGGAUAAAAGCAAGAUGCCACAUUCUGGUCAAACAGGGCGAUUGCAACAAAGAUCGUUGCUGAGACAGUUGCAUGGAAAAAGUCUAGAAAUUGUAUCUUAUAUUCAACUGCAGCGUGUGGAUCAAGAGUAACUCCACCAUCGAUGACCCACAAUCCCUUGAACGUGGCAAACCCGUAUCGUACCUUUCCGUUCUCAUCCCUGAAGCUAUCUGUGAAGCUAAGAACAAAGCAUGAGAGUGCACAGAGCACCACGAGCCCUCCCGUCAUCAUUCGAUCCAAGUCACCACAGUGGCCGUGCUUAGCCAUGGUUGGAGCCAGCAGCUGGAAGGCAAGCACGGUGCCUGAUGGAAGGAGUUUGGCGAGGUGCCCGGUGCUCUGGUAUGCCUGUCCGAUUGCUUUCUGCGUGGGGCUCAUGUUGUUGGUGCCAUCAGUUCUGUUGGACAAAAGAGGAUGCCUCUGAUCCUUCUGCAAUUCCAUGUCAGGCUGUGUAGCAGUCAUUGUUGCCGGUGUCCUCUUUGUUUGCUUCCUUCUAACAGGUCUUUGAGGAUGUGUAGCAGGGAUUUGAAGGGAAUGAAGCUGGUGAUCGGCUUCUAUUUGCCGCCCAUUUUGGAUUGCCUUGCAAGAAAGAGAAGCAAAACUGAAGACAAGCUCGGAUCCUGGGUUGCAGUUUCU